AUGGUCAACCCAUCCCCUAACACUAAAUCGGAGAGCCUUACUCUGGUCUUUGGGCCUCAAGACCCUAACCUCGACAACACAUUCUUGCAGUCACUCCGGACAACUCUACUCGAAACACCUGAGCUCCAGUGGAGCAUAGAAACGUUGACACAGCUACCCCAAGAAUGGCAAAAGAUUUCAGAUGCUCACCCAGAGCUAGGGGCAUUCCAGGGUCAAAAGUAUCUGCAGUUGCUUAACGAAUGGGUCAGACGAGGCAUACUGCCCUCAAAUCUGUUUCCGCUCCCCAACAUACUCGUUACCCCGUUGGUUGUGACGACGCAAUUGGCACAGUACACGAAGCUCGUAACACAGCUCAACCCGGGGAUCUCAUUAAACGACAGCCUUCCAAGAGCUUUGAAACUCGACACGGAGACAGCAGGUCUCUGCACUGGACUCAUCAGCUCGGCUGCAGUGGCUAGCUCUGCGACUCUGGCAGAGCUACAAAAACAUGGCGCAGCCGCUAUUCGAAUUGCUACCGCUAUCGGAGCGCUAGUUGAUGCAGGAGAUUCAGAUCGUGAAGAUGGAGACAAAUGGCAGUCGUUGGCUGUUGGGUGGACAACCCAGGCUGCGGAGAGUAAAUUGGACAACAUUGUAGACGGUUUCCCUGAGGCAUAUGUGUCCGUCAUUUCCGAGGCUCGCCUCGCCACUCUCACCGUGCUCAAGACCGACGCACCUGAACUGUUGGAUAAACUAAAAGGUGCUGGUUUCAUCUUCACGAAGACUGCCUUGCGUGGGCCAUUCCAUUGCGGCAAGCGCAAGGAUCAGGCGUCUUCCCUCUUGCAACUCUUCGACUCGGACCCAUCCUUCCAGUUCCCCCACACUUCUCAAAUCCCCUUCAGCACGCGUUCUGCGGAUGGCGGCAAAUUUCAAACCGAGGACAAACUCAACCAUGCCGCCGCCCGGGCAAUGUUGACCGACAAGGCUGAUUGGCACAAACUCUUCACGGUACUGCAAGAGUUGACCGCUACUCGGCCAUCUCUUACCAUCUGCUUCGGGAGCCAGCGCUUCGUGCCGCAGUGGUUUCUACGCAAGCUCGGCCCAAAACUAGCGUAUGCUGCCGAUCUCGAUCCUCAGUCGGGCCAAUUCCCCCCAGCGCUAGGUGCUCUGUUAGGACCCAUUGAGGAUGACGCCAUUGCCGUAGUCGGCAUGGCCUGCCACUUCCCGGGUGGAAGUGACCUCGACGAGUUCUGGGACACGAUGUGCUCGGCAAAGUCACAAUGCACUGAGGUGCCUUCGGACCGCAUCAAUUUCGACUACGCUGCCUGGCGCGAAAACGAUAAGAAGAGAAAGUGGUUUGGUAACUUCGUCCGUGACCAUGAUACCUUUGAUCACAAGUUCUUCCAGAAGAGUCCACGAGAAAUGGUGUCCAGCGACCCCCAGCACCGAAUGAUGUUGCAGGUCUCCUACCAGGCUGUGCAGCAAUCUGGAUAUUUCAAUAAAGCAGCGAUUGAUCAGCACGUCGGUUGCUACGUGGGCAUCGGAGUGGUUGACUACGAGAACAAUGUUGCGUGUCAUGCGCCCACUGCUUAUACUGCGACGGGUAACCUGAAGUCUUUCGCUGCCGGAAAGAUCAGUCACUUCUUUGGCUGGAGUGGUCCCGGUGUUACCAUCGACACAGCCUGCUCGUCCUCUGCCUUGGCUGUUCAUCAUGCCUGUAACGCUAUUCUGAACGGUGAAUGCAAUGCUGCUCUUGCUGGUGGUGUUAAUGUUAUGACAAGCCCAGAGUGGUACCAGAACCUUGACGGUGCCUCUUUUCUCAGUCCUACCGGACAAUGUAAGCCCUUUGAUGAGGCCGCGGAUGGCUACUGCAGAGGCGAAGGCGCUGGCGCUGUCUUCUUGAAGAAACUAUCCGCCGCGAUCGAAGAUGGCGAUCAGGUUCUAGGGGUUAUCAGGGGAUCCUCUGUGAACCAAAACGCAAACUGCUCGGCUAUCACCGCCCCAAGUGUUCAAUCCCUCACCAGUGUGUUCAACGGCGUUCUAAGCAAGGCUAGACUAGAUCCAAAGCAAAUCUCCGUGGUUGAGGCACAUGGUACUGGUACACAGGUCGGUGACCGCGCAGAGUACGACAGUGUUCGCCGGGUGUUGGGCGGACCGGGUCGCGCGGAGCCUCUUUCCCUAGGCUCAGUUAAAGGCCUCAUCGGUCAUUUAGAGUGUGCCUCCGGUGUAGCUGCUUUGAUCAAAGUGCUUUUGAUGAUUCAAAACGGCGCAAUCCCUCCGCAAUCAAGCUUCCGUACUAUCAGCUCGAAACUGAACGCAUCGCCGUUGGAUAAUAUCGAAAUAUCCACUCGGCUGAGGCCGUGGGCGACAGACUUCCGAGCAGCGCUCCUCAACAACUACGGUGCCUCUGGCUCAAACGCGUCGCUUCUCAUCACACAGGCAGAUCAUGGGCAACUUCAAGGUGAAACCCCUAGGGUGGCCGAUGCAGCUGCUGGCAGGCGUCCAUUCUGGUUCUCUGGCAUAGACGACCAGUCCUUGCGAUCGUAUACCGCGAAGAUGGUUCGACUGCUCCAAUCGAGAAAGCCGACGGACAACCGCUUUACGAUUGAUAAUCUCUCUUACCAAUUGGCGCAUCAGUCAAAUCGCUCGCUCGGACAAUCACUCAUCUUUAGCUGCGCGUCCGUUAACGAGCUCGAGGCGAAGCUCACCAGCUUCGCAGAUGGACGGGGCGAGCUGACCUCCACCCAGCGACAACAAUCAUCUCGUCCGGUCAUUUUGUGCUUCGGAGGGCAGAGGUCCAACUUUGUCGGCCUGGACCGUGAGGCUUACGACCAAUUCAAAUUGCUCCGCACUCACCUAGACCAGUGCCAUGAGACAUGUGUGUCCCUGGGUCUUGAUGGAAUCAUUCCAGCCAUUUUUGAGCGAACUCCCAGACAUAGCAUUGUCGAGUUGCAGGUCAUGCAGUUCGCUCUGCAGUACUCGUGUGCCAAGAGCUGGAUUGACAGCGGCGUCCAGGUCGCUGCGCUGGUGGGCCACAGCUUCGGGGAACUCACCGCUAUGUGCGUCUCUGGAACACUCUCCGUCAGGGACACGUUAAGGAUGAUUGCUGGGCGUGCUCGUCUUCUUGAAGAGAAGUGGGGUCCUGACCGUGGCAUAAUGAUGGCCGUCGAUGGUGAGUUGGAGAGCGUUGAAAGGCUGCUACGCCAGACCAACGCCGCGCACACGACAGAGCCACCCGCCAAUAUCGCUUGCUUUAACGGUCCCCGCCAAUUUACCCUAGCGGGUACAUCAAAGGUGAUCGUGGAUAUAAAGCAGACUUUGUCGAGCGAUCCAUCUUUCUCGUCCAUCAAAUCGAAGCAGCUGGAUACCACCCACGCCUUCCACUCCGCACUCGUGGACCCUCUAGUCCCCGACCUUGAGAAACUCGGGGAGGACCUGAUCUUCCGUAGCCCAACCAUUCACCACGAAAGAGCCACCCGGGAGGCGAUCGGUGGUCCGCCCGCUUUCAAUGUCUUUGCCUCUCACAUGAGGGACCCUGUCUAUUUCGAUAAGGCAGUGCAGCGGUUGGCCGAGAAAUACCCAUCUAGCAUCUGGCUCGAAGCGGGCUCUGGCUCGGGUGUCACAGCACUGGCAAGUAAGGUGGCAGGAUCAGGUGGUAAGGCCUUCCAAUCAAUCAAUAUCACCAGCUCUGGAGCCGUCCAGAACCUGGCAGAUGCUACGGUCAAUCUCUGGAAAGAGGGUCUGAAUGUCUCAUUUUGGGAGCAUGUUGGACAGAGGUCGAACAACUGCGUUCUCCUCCUGCCACCGUAUCAAUUUGCCAAAUCGAGACAUUGGCUCGAGCGCCGGAAGCCAGUGGUCAAGGAGGCAGCCCCCGUGGCUCCUUUACCCGCGUCACCCAAGGGACUUUGGACGUUCAUGGGGUUCCAGGAUACUGGCAACACUCACGCCCGCUUCCAUAUUCAUUCCACCUCAGAUGAGUUCAAAAAGUAUGUCGGUGCUCACCUCGUCGCACAAACAGCACCCAUUUGCCCCAGCAUGUUCCAGCACGUUAUGGCAAGAGAGGCACUCGCAAGUCUCUUGGAAGGCUCUGACACAAUUCCCGAACUUGAGAAUAUGGAGAAUGAUGCACCAUUGUGCCUUGAUGAGUCCAAGCUUGUUUGGCUUGAUGCAAACAGAACCGACAGUGAAUCAACUAGCUGGGACUUUCGCAUCACCAGCGUAGACAAAGACAACGCUGGAGGCAAUGCGACCCAGCACGUUUCAGGCCGGCUGUUGUUCCGCUCCCUCGAUGAUUCCUCCAAGAUCUUUACAACGUGUGAACGCCUGGUAGAUCGACGACGUGCUCUUGCGCUGCUGGACGGACCAGAGGCCGAGCAGGUGAUCCAAGGCAGUCGUAACAUCUACAGGGCUUUUGCACCCGUUGUGCAGUACAAUGAUGAUAGCUACAAGGGCUUGCAAAAGCUCGCCGCUAGUGGUAACGAGUCGGCGGGACGGAUCGUCAAGCAAGAUGUGGAACAAACUAUCCUCAGCGUGGGACUCGCUGACAACUUCUGUCAAGUGGCUGGCAUCUUUUUGAACUGUAUGGCUGAAUGUGACGACAGCAACAUGUACCUAUCCAAUCGUGUCGAGAGGUGGAUCCGCUCCCCCAACGUUCCACUGGACUCGCGACCAGAGCAAUGGGAGGUGCACGCGAUCCAUAAUCACCCCUCUCCCAAGGAGUAUGUGAGUGACCUGUUCGCUUUUGACUCUGCUACCGGCAAGUUGGUAUGGGUUAUCAUUGGUCUUCACUUCGUCGAGGUGUCUAUCGCUGGCAUGUCUCGCCUCUUGGGCCGCUUCGCUGGCGUAAAGUCUACAAAGCAGCCGGCAGCCGCAGCCGCAGCUCCAGAGUCCCUUCCAGCACUGCCCGCUAUUGCCUCUAACACUGCCCCAGCUGCAAAAGCAUCUGCAAGCAAACCCAAGGCCAAGACCUCUACCAGCUCACCCGCGCUUCAGAAGCAACAGACAAAGCGGAAGAAGGCCCCGGGACGUGAUGUUUUGAACGGUGUCCGGGAGCUGUUCUGUAACUUGCUUGGUCUCGAACCAGAAGACAUCCAACCUGGUUCAGAUCUCGUUGAGUUAGGCAUUGACUCACUGCUAGCCAUGGAGGUUGCCCGAGAGGUAGAGAAAGCAUUCAGCAUCAAGUUCGAACUCGAGGAGCUCAUGCAAAUGACCGAUGUCCGGAGCUUAGUGAACUGCAUUCAGGCCAACAUGGGUGCAUCGGACUCCUCUACCACAGAUGGAGAUCUGAGCGAUGACUUCGACGAGGCCUCAGCAGCUAGCGGCAUCCAAACUCCGCCAAGUGAGCCUGCUGAAGAUGUCAAAAGUCCCAGUAUCGGGAGUGCACCAACUACUGAACGACUCCCUGCUGAAUCCAUUAUCGAGGCUUUUACUGCAACCAAGCUUCUGACGGAUCGGUUUAUCGAGCAAAACGACCUCUCUGGGUACUCAAACUACGUUCAGCCAAAGCUGACUGAGCUGGUCGUGGCCCACACACUUGACGCCUUUGACCAAUUGGGUAGCUCCCUUCGUUCUGCGCAGGCGGGCCAGACUAUCAAGCACAUCCCCUAUCUUCCUAAACAUGAAAAGGUCAUGGCUGUUUUGACUGGUCUAUUGGAGAAGGCUCGUCUUGUCGACUUAAGUGGCUCAACAAUGAUUCGGACAGCUGUACCUUUGCCAACCAAAUCCGCUUCGCAGCUGCUCGAGGAACUCCUGCGCGAAUAUCCCGAGCAUGCCUACGACCACAAGCUUACUAGUUUGACUGGAUCAAGACUAGCAGACUGUCUAAGUGGCAAAACGGAAGCUAUUCAGCUGCUCUUUGGCAGCGCCGAAGGACGGGAGCUUGCCGCCGGCAUGUAUGGAAAGUCCCCAAUCAAUGUGGCCUGGCUCCGUCAGCUCCAGCAUUUCUGGCAGCGCUUCUUAGCCCACCUUCCACAACAGCAACAGGAGCCCAUUAAUAUCUUGGAAAUGGGCGCCGGGACAGGAGGCACCACGGCAGCCUUACUGCCGCUCCUCGCCAGCUCGGGCGUCCCCGUCCGCUAUACUGCUACCGACAUCUCUCCUUCUCUGGUGGCAGGUCUCCGGAAGCGUUUCAAGGACUACCCCUGGAUGCGCUUCGAGGUUAUUGAUAUCGAAAAAGAACCACCCGCCAAGCUUCUGGAAACCCAGCACGUGGUGCUAGCGACCAACUGUGUACACGCAACCCACAGUCUGGCGGUGACCACCAAGAACAUCCACAGAAUCCUUCGGCCUGAUGGCUUCCUCGUCAUGUUGGAAAUGACGGAAGCCGUGCCAUGGGUCGACUCGGUGUUUGGACUGGUGGAAGGCUGGUGGCUGUUCAAUGACGGUCGCACCCAUGCCCUCGCUCAACCCGACUUCUGGCAGCAGACAUUACAUGCCAACGGAUAUGGCCAUGUCGACUGGUCCGAUGGCCAGCUCCCCGAGAAUUCUAUCCAGCGUAUUAUUAUCGCACUCGCGUCUUCAGAAAGCCAAAACUUGGUAUCUAUGUGUUCCCCAGCUCCUUCGAUCUCCACAGCUGACUUUGCUGCGCGUCAAGUGGUAGUGGACUCUUUAGUCCAGAAACACACCCACGACUUUGCCGCUCCUACCUCACUCUCAAGUUCCCAAGCAAGUAAUGAUUCCUUUCGUUGUGUGUUGGUGACUGGCGCUACCGGCAGCCUCGGAUCCCACCUGGUUGCCCACUUCGCUGCGCAACCGGACGUACGCACAGUCAUCUGUCUGAACCGGGUGAGUGGCUCAGAUGCGACAGCUCGCCAGCUCGAGGCACUGCAAUCAAGAGGCCUAGAGCUCGAUCAAAGCCUUGUAUCGAAGAUUGAAGCAAUCGAAACAAACUCCUCAGCACCCAUGCUCGGCCUUGUUCUUAACGAGUAUCAACAAUUAGUCCAUUGUGUUACCGACGUCGUCCACAACGCAUGGGCCAUGAGCAUGACCCGCCCAGCAUCUGGCUUCGAGCCCCAAUUCAAGGCCCUUCGCAAUUUAAUUGAUCUCUGUCGCGAUGCAGCCUGUCACCGACGACCGGGUAUGCGAAAAAUCGGGUUCCAAUUCGUCUCCUCCGUGUCGGUUGUGGGCUGUCAUCCUUUUCUAACCAACAAGGCUCGGGUCCCGGAGCAGCGGGUCAACGUAGCCUCCGCCCUGCCGAUGGGUUACGCAGAUGCCAAACUCAUCUGUGAAAAGAUGCUGGAUGAGACAUUGCAUAAAAAUCCGGAGCAUUUCCGCACCAUGUCUGUAAGGGUCGGCCAAAUCUCCGGGUCCAAGAUAAACGGGUACUGGAAUCCGGUGGAACACUUGGUGCACUUGAUCAAGUCGUCGCAGUCCCUUGACGUGCUUCCCGAUCUCGACGGUGUCUUAUCAUGGUGCCCAGUCAACGAUGUAGCCGGCACACUCAGUGAUCUCCUUCUGGGAGACAACAAUUCCGCCUACCCAAUCUACCACAUUGAGAAUCCCGUAAGACAGCCCUGGCCCGAGAUGAUCUCGAUACUUUCCGACGCCCUGGAUAUUCCACGAACCAACAUCAUUCCAUAUGAUGAAUGGCUCCAGCGUGUCCACAACUGUCCUCCUAGCAUUCCGGCAUCGGAGAAUCCCGCGGUGCGGCUUGUCGACUUUUUCGAAGAGGACUUUUUGCGCAUGUCCUGUGGUGGAAUGAUACUCGAUACAACACAUAGCAAGGAGCAUUCGGCGACGUUGAGAAGUUUGGGUCCGAUUGACCGAGAGCUAGUCAUGAAGUAUAUUCGGGCGUGGAAAGAAUCGGGGUUUUUGGUGUAA
Molecule: messenger RNA, 7794 nt
Organism: Aspergillus caelatus
Lineage: Eukaryota; Fungi; Ascomycota; Eurotiomycetes; Eurotiales; Aspergillaceae
Exons: 3
Coding region: 1-7794 (2597 amino acids)
Molecular function (GO): acyltransferase activity; phosphopantetheine binding
Source: RefSeq, a predicted model, not a curated record